Messenger RNA from Drosophila busckii, 1769 nucleotides. RefSeq lists its product as uncharacterized. The transcript has 8 exons. NCBI's taxonomy places the organism in Eukaryota, Metazoa, Arthropoda, Insecta, Diptera, Drosophilidae. The record is from RefSeq and is a predicted model, not a curated record. Bases 172 to 1386 code for a protein of 404 amino acids.
UACUGCUGUUGUCAGUUAUCUCUCGACCAGCGUGCGAGGCGGACGUGUGUUGAAGUCGUGUUCGUUGCUUGCCAAGUCUUUUGCUGCGCUACUUGUAGACUUAGUGUGUGUGUGUGUGUGUGUAUUAGUGUAAGUGUGUCUACGCAUUUUAAGUGCCCCCGUCCAAUAAAUAUGCGUGCAACACAACGCUUGUGGCAGGCCGCCAGCCUGGCCGUCAUCAUGCUCUGCGGACUAGUUCAUGCAAAAGGAGCACACAAGGUGCGCUGCUCGGAGGAUCAAAUGCAAGUGGACAUUGGCCUGCCCGUGGAGAGUGAGCAGCCACAAAUCUAUCUGGAGGGUCUCAAGGGCUAUCCGGAUGUGCGCUGCCAACCCGAGAUUAACGGCGCUCUGGCCGUCUUUAAACUCUCAUUGAGCGAUUUUUACGAGUGCGGCGUGACGCGCAUGGUCAACCAGCUAACGGGCAAGAAGGUGUAUUACCAUAAAAUCAUCAUUGAAUCGGCCAACAGCAAGGAAAUCGUCAGCGUCAAAUGCAUCACCACCAGCGGCCCGGUCUAUAAUGUCAUGUUGAAUGCCACCAGCGGCACAGAAACGGAGCAGUCCACACAUCACGGCUUGGUCAGACGCGAUGUGCUGCCGGCGGGCUUCCAGGAACCAGACGAUUUGGAGAUUACCACCUCAUUGACGAAGCGUGCGCCGGAGCCGCGUCUAGCCAUUGGCGUUAGUCAGGACGGUCAGAAGUUUACGCAGGAUCUGACGGUCAAGUCGGGCACGCCAUUGACUAUGGAGAUUAGCUUGGAUGCAGACUCGGCGCCCAUUUACGGUCUGGGCGUCAACUACUUGGAUGUUACCGACACACACACCUCCUCCGAGACGCUUAUCUUCAAGGGCUGCACUGUUGAUCCUUACUUGUUUGAGAACUUCAAUACCAUCGAUGGUGACAUACUGAGCGCCAAGUUCAAGGCCUUCAAGUUUCCCGACUCCUCCUAUGUGCAGUUCCGCGCCACUGUUAAUGUCUGCCUUGGCAAAUGCUUGGGCACACAGUGCUCCAACAACCAGGUGGGCUAUGGCCGUCGUAAGCGUGAGAUUAGCGCUGCCAACAAGGUCUAUGAAAUUUCACUGGCCAUGUUUUUGCAAGUCAAUGACAUUGAGGGCGUUAAUAAGAAUGAAGUGCUGCAACUGGAGGAGAAACUACGUGAGCUGAAGCUGGCCAAUCAGCGUCUGGCGCGCAACAGUCGUGGAAACUUUGUGGAGCUGAGCCGCAGCAUGGAGCAGACACCUGCCUUUGUUGUGGAUGAACGAGAGCUGGGCCUGCUUAGCUCAUCAGCUGCUGCUGUGGUCUGCAGUCUCUGGUCACUGCUUGCGGCGCUCUGUUGGCGUCUUUUCUAAAUCUCUUAUGUAAAUCCUUCUCUCUCUCUCUCUCUCUCUCUCUCAGCAAGUUCGUCAGGUUGGAACUGUGCAUGGCAAUAGAUACAGCAUGAAAUCGAAAUAUAUAUAAAUACAUACUAGCUAUUACUAAUAUAUAUACUUAUGUAACUGCCAUUUAAAAAACGUACUUGUAUGUAAUUACACUUAAUUUUUAGCGCUGCCUACUCUGCCAGCCUGAGAACCACAACACGGUGAUUCUUUCUUGAUAACAUUUGAACAUUGGUCUAACGCAUAAGCACCUACUAGUCUUCUAAGUGUAACUGUUAAGCUAAUUUAAAUAAUGUCUAUAAACAAAUAACUAAAGCUAAAUCAAUUAAUCAAAUUAAACAAUCCAAUUGAGUCGA